AUUUCUAAAAAUAAUAUGGGAAGAACAAAUGGAAGGAAUGAAAAGUUAGAGGAAGGAACAAGAAUUUGUUUGGUGUCAGACUUCGUUUGAAGAUAAGAUGAUACUUUCACACAUGAGGCUCCGGAAACGGAAUGGGUGAUCGGAGAAGCGACGACUACGGUGGCGACAGCAGCAGCGGAGAGGAAGACGGCGACGCCCAAUGGAGAGCCGCCAUCGAUUCUGUUGCUGUCUCGUCCGUGUUUAUCUCGUCCUUAACUAAUGGUAUUCCUGCUACUUCGACAACCACAACUUCAAACUCGGAUGAUGAUUUUGAGCUUAAUCUCGGUGCUCAGCCGCCUAAGCAAUAUCAAAUCAAGGCACAGAAGCUAUUGGAUAAUAUUUUGGAAACUACUCUAGAGGUGGUGGGACAUUCCAAUGCUGUUCCUUGUGAUGAAGAUUCCAAAUCCAGUGAAGGUGGAAUUCGUUUGUUUAAAAAUGCUCCAGUGGGGGUUGUGUUUGAUCAUGUGGAUGAGCUUAAACGCCCCACAAAGAGACCUAACAUUCUUCCAGGGAAAGAAAUCAACGAGAAAUCGAAGAAGUUCAAGCAGCAGCUCCAUUCCGUGGCCGUUGAAGGAGAAGACAUAAUAACUGCUGCGAAACGUGCCUGUGAGAAGUCAAUUGCUAGGCUUGAAGCUAAAGAAGCAGCAAUGAAAGCAGCUGCAAAAAGAGAGGAAGCAAGGGUAGCAGAACUGAAAAAGGUAAGAGGAGAGAAAUGGUUACCAUCAAUUGCUAGGGAAAUGAAGUUUCAAUUUCAACAUUGAUGUGUUUGGGGUUUAGAUAUCAUUUCCACAAAAAAAAAAAAAAGAAAAAAAAAAAGAAAAGAAAAACAAAAACCAAAUCAUAAUGUUUAUCGUGGAGAAUGAAGAUUGUUGUUUUCUUGCCUAUAUUAUUAUUUGUUAUUUAACAUUUUUCUGGGCUGGAGAAGAAAUUUGGUUUAUUUGGGUUUUUUUU
Benincasa hispida (wax gourd) is the source of this 990-nucleotide messenger RNA. RefSeq lists its product as uncharacterized. NCBI's taxonomy places the organism in Eukaryota, Viridiplantae, Streptophyta, Magnoliopsida, Cucurbitales, Cucurbitaceae. The record is from RefSeq and is a predicted model, not a curated record.